Solanum stenotomum is the source of this 897-nucleotide messenger RNA. Its product is annotated as kunitz trypsin inhibitor 5-like. Bases 30 to 656 code for a protein of 208 amino acids. The record is from RefSeq and is a predicted model, not a curated record. Lineage: Eukaryota; Viridiplantae; Streptophyta; Magnoliopsida; Solanales; Solanaceae. Gene Ontology annotation, molecular function: endopeptidase inhibitor activity. The transcript has a single exon.
UCCAUUCACAUAAUUUAUAUACUACAACAAUGAAAGUUAUUAACAUCACACGUUUCAUAGUACCUUUUCUUCUUGUCACAUUAUUAACAACGACAUUUUUCCUCGUAAAAGCUCAAGACGUUGCUGAACCGGUACUCGAUGUUUCCGGUAAUGCUGUCCGUAGAGGAGUGAAUUAUUACAUCCUUCCAGCGGAUCGGGGCAACGGUGGUGGACUUCAAGUUGCAUCCAUUAGGAACCGGACCAACCCGCUGGUCGUAAGCCAAAACGCCGAUGAAUCUGUAAUCGGCGUUAACGUUCAAUUUUCACCAGUGGAUCCUAAAGAAAAUACCGUUAGAUUAUCGAUUGAUAUGAACGUAAAAUUUACGUCUAUGGUAAUAUCUGAUUCUUCCACAGUAUGGAGAAUUAAUACUGAAUUAAUUCCAGAACGUUAUUUGGUUACAAUUGGCGGAGUAGAAGGAAAUCCUGGUCGUGAAACUUUAGGGAAUUGGUUUAAUAUUGACAAGUACGAGGAUGCUUACAAACUUGUGUAUUGUCCUGUUGUUUGUGAGAUAUGUAGACCGUUUUGUGGAGAAAUAGGUAUACUUGAGGAAAAUGGAAAAAGGGUUUUGUUUGUUGGUAGAGAUCCACCUCUCAAAGUUACAUUUCAUAAGGUCUAGAAUUAUUAAUAUUUUAUACUAUGGUACUAAGUAUAUAUAAUAUGUGUGUGAUUUCACUGUAUAUAGUUUGUAUCAGUGAAGAAAUAAGGAAGAGUAUGUCUUCUAGUAGUGUUGAUAAUGUAAUGGAGUAAUAAAGAUUGCUAUGACUUUUAUUCGUGAAAUUACUGUUAUAUAUAGUGUAUAAUACGUUAUACAUGCACUAUAAAUACAUAUAAAAAUAAGAUAUGAAAUCCCAUUUAAG